AUUCCUCUCUCUACGAUUCUCUUCCCCACUGUAAAACCCCAUAAGCUGUUCUGGUUCGCAUCUAUUUUCUGUAAUUGGUAAUUUUUACUAUAAAAUUAUUAUUUUGUAUCUGCGCUUCUGUAAUUUACUGCAAUGGGGAAGCGCAAAUCGCCCCGGAAAGCUUCAGACCGCGAGAAAAAAUGGGAUGAAAUUUUCAACGCCCUCGUAAAAUUAUCCAAGAAUCUGCAGACGGAGCGACAAUUUCUUGAAGAUAGGAUCAAAUAUUUGCACGAAGUCAUUUAUAAGAUGAAGAUGGAUCAGAAAUUUGAGGCUUCGAGAGCUGAAUUCUUUUUGGGUUUGAAGGAGAGGGAGGCUUUCGUGUACAAGCAUAGAUAUGAGAAUGUCGACAGUGAAUUAGCUGAUUUUAGACAAUGGUUUGACUACCUCGUUCAAAAAUGUGAGGAGCCUAAGGAUGAUGUUAGUAGUAAAGGGGAAGGCUCACGGAACAAGGCACUUCAAAACGAGGUGAAGAAGCUGAAGUGCGAAAUCGAGAAAUGUAAAUCGGAUAAGAACACUGAGGUUACCGCUCUCUUGGCCGAGAAGAAUUUUGUUUGGCAUCAACUGAAGAAGACGGAGGACGAUUUGAACAAAGAAAUAAAGAGGAAAGACGAAGAAGUUAAGCACGCACAUGAAAAGCUUCGUCACAUUGUAAACGCAUCUGAGGAAUUACAGGUCUCACAUGAAAAAUUAAGAACCGACUUCUCCAGGCUGGAGUCCGAUUCGGUUCGAAAGAGUGAGGAAAUAUCGAGACUUUUGAAGGAAAUCGAUCUCCUCAAAUCCAGGUCCGAGUCACCUUCAACUUUGUUGCAUCCUUGUAAGAUAUCAGAAAGGGGAGGAAAAAGUAGUGGUGAUACUAGUAAUGGAGGAGGGGUUAUAAAAGUGAAAAAAGAAGCAGAUAACUCACGAAGCUCUGGGAAGACAUCUCAGACAAAGCAAACUGCUCGUAAGUCGACUGGAAGAGGAAAGGCUCCCAAGAAGCCAUUCACGGGAAGUACCAGCAAUAUCAAUAGUUCAAAGAGGAAAGCUGUCGAAGUUAUUACGAUUGAAGAUUCCCCGAGAUUGUUCACGUCCAAUUUCAAAGUUCCUAAGUUAAAGCCUUCGGCAUCUCGAAAAAUUGAUUGAUUUUUUCUUCCAUGCUUUGCCAGAGGGUCAUUUAGAAGUUUUUCUUUUUUAUUUUUUCAUUUUUAAUUUGCCAAUUUGUGUAUGCUUGUAACAUAUAAUUUCUUCAUUGUUUGUAUCUGUAACCUACACUAUUGAUGGUUACGUUUGAGUAUAGUUUUGCUUGAGUUCGGGUGCAAAUUUCUUGCCCUGUUGUAAACUCUACUGUGUAAUUGCUUAGAGCAUGCUUGUUUAUAAAAAAUUCUGGUUUGUUGAGAUUUGUUUAUUUGGUUUGG
This is a messenger RNA of Striga asiatica, 1433 nucleotides long. NCBI's taxonomy places the organism in Eukaryota, Viridiplantae, Streptophyta, Magnoliopsida, Lamiales, Orobanchaceae. The record is from the annotation of a GenBank genome assembly.